GUUGUAACGAGAGCACAGCACUGUGGGCUUUGUUUGGCUCUGGACUWCCAGGGGCUCUGGCUGMUGAGUGAGCUCUGCUCUAUGCCAGGACACGACAGACAGAUGAAACUGGAAAGUGAAUGUAGAAGGUGAGAGAAGAAACCAAGGAGGUUGAAGGUUGUCUGGGUUUYUGGAYGURAACGUAGUGGGAGAAGGAGCGAUGAGCCAACCACUGUGAGGAGGAACGAGGAAGAAGAGGCACGUCGCGACGUAGAAGUGACAGGGCUGAUGUCAGGCUCAGACAGCCACAGGAAGAGCUCCAGGAGGCAUGGUAGCAGGAAGAGGGAGUCUGGGUCCACCUCUGUCUCCGGGGCUGCAGAGGCUGCGGUUGCAGCACCAGAGAUGCCCAUAGGGAUCCCUGACGUGAAGGAGUUUCUUGCCAAAGCCAAAGAGGAUUUCCUCAAGAAAUGGGAGAAUCCAGCACAGAACACUGCGGCCUUGGAUGGCUUUGACCGUCUGAAGACCCUGGGCACGGGCUCGUUUGGUCGAGUCAUGCUGGUCAAGCACAAAGAGUCGGGYCAGCAUUUUGCCAUGAAGAUACUUGACAAACAGAAGGUGGUGAAGCUGAAGCAGAUAGAACACACGCUGAAUGAGAAACGCAUCCUUCAGGCCGUCAGCUUCCCCUUCCUGGUGCGGUUGGAGCACUCUUUCAAGGACAACACUAACCUGUAUAUGGUGAUGGAGUAUGUCCCUGGUGGUGAGAUGUUCUCACAUUUAAGGAGAAUUGGCAGGUUCAGUGAGCCCCACGCCCGCUUCUACGCCGCCCAAAUUGUUCUGACCUUUGAAUACCUUCACUCACUGGACCUUAUCUACCGAGACCUGAAACCAGAGAACCUGCUCAUUGACAACCAGGGAUACAUACAGGUAACAGAUUUUGGUUUUGCAAAGCGAGUGAAGGGCCGGACCUGGACRCUGUGUGGCACUCCGGAGUACCUGGCCCCCGAAAUCAUCCUUAGCAAAGGUUAUAAUAAGGCGGUGGACUGGUGGGCUCUGGGCGUGCUGAUUUAUGAGAUGGCUGCUGGCUAUCCUCCCUUCUUCGCUGACCAGCCCAUUCAGAUCUAUGAGAAGAUUGUAUCAGGGAAGGUGCGMUUUCCCUCCCACUUCAGCUCGGACCUGAAGGACCUGCUGAGGAACCUGCUCCAGGUGGACCUGACCAAGCGCUUCGGCAACCUGCGCAACGGAGUCAACGACAUCAAGGGCCACAAGUGGUUCGCCACCACUGACUGGAUUGCCAUUUACCAGAGGAAGGUGGAGGCACCGUUUAUUCCCAAGUGCAAAGGCCCCGGUGACACCAGCAACUUUGACGACUAUGAGGAAGAGGAAAUCCGAGUCUCCUUCACAGAGAAAUGUGGCAAGGAGUUUGCUGAGUUCUAGGCCCAACCAGGAGUAGCUGAAAGAGCCAGGGAUGUAGAGAGAAAAGGCGGGAACAGAAGGAAAUGGGAGGAGAGGUGAUAAGCUGGACUGCUAACUUGCAUUUUGUAAUUACGACAUCAACAAUGUAACAACCCCACCCCCCAAAUGAAGAGCGAGUGAAAAAGAACGAGAGAAAAGACCUGAAAGAGCCAGCAGUGUUGCCUUUUCUGAUUGUUUCUCACCUUGUUACUUAUCCAUGUCCUGUUUUCCCUCUUGUGUUUAUGGCAGGGUAGAAGGGGCAGGGGCUAACCACCUCUUCAGUUGGUUUGUAUCUUGGCAGAGGUGUAGUGACACAUUUUGAGUCAUUGCAGGCAGGUUGAGGCAUCGCUGUUCUGGUACUGAAUCUAGGCUCCUCCUGAGUGGGUCCUCUCUACAAGCUUCUCAAUGAAUGAGGGCAUCUCAUUGUUGUUUUGUAAUUGUCAACCCACUCCUAUCUUGUUACCCCAAUCUCCCCCCUCUGUCUCUCCAUCCUGACUCUGUCCAAGCAAUACCAAGUCCAACAGACGUGCCUAUCAUAAUGCCAACUGGUUGCAAAACCGUGUCGAAAGCAUUGGUGCAGAGCUUUGGCUAUUGGUGGCAUCAGCCCUUGUGCCCUUUCUAGUUGAAAGCUUGACACUCUCUGCACACGCCUUCUGUCCGCUCGUUGUGGCAUGAUUAUUGGUUUCAGAGGAUUCUCUCAUCGCUUGCAGUUCAAGCAGUGCUGACCACUUUUUGAUCAGAGAAACAAUGAUUUAUCUCUUUUCAUUUAGGUCUUACUACCUUUUUUUUCGGGACCUGUGAAAUUGUGUACAUGAGCAUUUCUAAUGUUAAUUAAGUCUGUCUUUUCCUCUUCAACUGAAUUUAUUAGAGCAUUUUAAAACCCUUUGAGGAUCAUUGUGUCCAAGUCAAUCUGUGCUUGUGUGUUAGUAUUGAAGGGUGGGUUAAAAAGCAGUGACUAACAUAAUGAUCACACACUCUUCUCUGACUAGUGUUUAUUUAAUUCAUAGCACAUUUAUACAUGUAUGUUGAUAUAUUAUAGAAAAACGUGAAUAUCCAUCUUUUUUUCCAAAGUUGUCUCUUAGCUGUGAAACCGAAAUGAAGAUUUCAGAAAUAAACAAACAAGUAUGAAUUCUGCCAAAUUCGCAAAAGUAAGGACAUUGCUUACGCAAACAUAUUUGUCAGUUAACUAUGAAGGUGGUGGUUUUUAAUGCGCAGGAAAAAGUAGCAAAAUGAUGCAUGUUAUUUUUGUACAAUAUCACUUUUAAAAGAAAAGAUGUGAAAGGACGUAAAGCUCUGGUCGUGGUGAGGUAUCUGAAAUUGUUCAAACUGACUCUCACCUGCCCCUUUUGUAGGAUGGAUCAAGGCCCGCUUUUUAUCUGCCCCGAAAUCAUGUUGUCAUUUCGUUCAGUUAGAUGUGAACGGUUAAUGUUGAUUUAAUCAUGUUAAUUCACCAGCUCUGUUCAACCUGCUGCUGGCCUGUUUACUCCUACAUCCCCUGAAAUCAUCAUCUUCAAAUGGACACUCACAAUGUAUGACUGUUGGAAGUCAGGAUGUAAAUUUGUCAAAUUAUUUUCCAUUUUCUCAUGAGAAAAAAUGUAUAACAAUCUGAUUCAUAGAUUUUGAAAAGCUAUUCUGUGAUUAUUUUAUUUGCAAUGUCAUAUUUUUGGAUGCAAGACAAUCGCAGCCCAAAUCUCACCAAUGGCUGGUUUGUAGACAGGUGUGAUGACGCAACACAUUGACAUGGUUUAGUUGAUUUUCAACAAGGCUUUGUUUUCCCACAAGCUUUUAUUUAGGGUAAUAAGGUUAUAUUAAUUUCCUAUGUAAACACUAAAUGUUGAGUGAUUCGGACCCCCACCAGCCUUCAUUAGGCACCACACCUUGUGCACCUCUUGCAAAUGCAUUUCUUGUGUUUAAUAAUAUACAGUAUUUAUCCUUCAAUCAGUUU
Messenger RNA from Salvelinus sp. IW2-2015, 3376 nucleotides. Its product is annotated as cAMP-dependent protein kinase catalytic subunit alpha. Gene Ontology annotation, cellular component: nucleus. The record is from RefSeq and is a predicted model, not a curated record. Gene Ontology annotation, biological process: protein phosphorylation. Lineage: Eukaryota; Metazoa; Chordata; Actinopteri; Salmoniformes; Salmonidae. Gene Ontology annotation, molecular function: protein serine/threonine kinase activity; ATP binding; protein kinase A regulatory subunit binding.